Molecule: messenger RNA, 1203 nt
Organism: Orbilia oligospora ATCC 24927
Lineage: Eukaryota; Fungi; Ascomycota; Orbiliomycetes; Orbiliales; Orbiliaceae
Exons: 5
Coding region: 1-1203 (400 amino acids)
Biological process (GO): nucleosome assembly
Cellular component (GO): nucleus; chromatin
Molecular function (GO): chromatin binding; histone binding
Source: RefSeq, a predicted model, not a curated record
AUGUCGGAACCAAUUCGCAAUAAGAAGCUUGACCUCGCGGCCGCCCCUACCCCGCAAAACACCCCUCUUAACCAGGCUCCUAUCUCUUCCCAUGCUGUCAAGCCUAGCGUUGCUUCCAUCGAAGAAGAGGAGCGUGCUCUUGCUGCCGGCAUGCUUGCCCAGAACCCCCAGUUGGUCUCUAUGAUCCAGGGAAGACUUGGAAAGCUCAUCGGCCGUUCGUCUGGCUACAUUGAAUCCCUCCCACCGGUCAUCAGGCAACGUAUAACUGGUCUCAAGGGUGUCCAGAAGGAACACUCCAAGCUCGAGGCCGAGUUCCAAGAAGAGGUUCUGCAACUCGAGAAGAAGUAUUUCGCCAAGUUCAAGCCAUUAUACGAGAAGCGUUCCAGGAUCGUCAACGGCCAUGAGGAGCCAACCCAGGAGGAUAUCAUUGCUGGUACCGCCGAGGGAGAAGAGGUUGACGACACCAAGAUGGAAGAGGACACUGCCAUUGUUUCCAAGGGUAUCCCAGAGUUCUGGCUCUCUGCCAUGAAGAACAGCACAUCUUUGGCCGAGACUGUUACCGAUCGUGAUGAAGCUGCUCUCAAGCACUUGAUCGAUAUCCGCAUGGAGUACCUCGAGCGCCCUGGAUUCCGCCUCAUCUUCGAAUUCGAGGAUAACGAAUUCUUCACCAACAAGACCCUCAGCAAGACCUACUAUUACCAGGAAGAGAAUGGCUACGGUGGUGAUUUCAUCUACGAUCACGCCGAGGGUGAUAAGGUCGAUUGGAAGCAAGGCAAAGACCUCACCGUUCGCAUUGAGAGCAAGAAGCAACGCAACAAGAACACCAAGCAAACUCGCAUUGUUAAGCGUACCGUUCCCGUUGAGAGUUUCUUCAACUUCUUUACCCCGCCAAAGCCACCAACCAGCGAGGACGGCUCCAACGCCGAGGAAGAUGAAGAAAUUGAACAACGCCUCGAACUCGACUACACCCUCGGCGAGGACAUCAAGGAGAAGCUUAUCCCACGCGCCGUUGAUUGGUACACCGGGGAGGCUCUACAGUUCGAGGAACUCGAUGAGUUCGAUGAGGGUGAUUUGGAUGACGAGGAGGAUGAUGAUGAAGAGGCUAGCGACGAUGACCGAGAUGAGGAUGAGGAAGAUUCCGAAGAAGAUGAUGAGUCCAGGAAGAACCCUAAACAGGAGGCUGCUGAGUGCAAACAGAGUUAA